GAGGUGGAUUCCCAUCACAAACCAAGAUGGCGGCGGAGCGGACAGCCGGCUCGCGCACUGAAUGACUGACAGACCAGAAGCCUCGCGCGGUCGGACAGCUAACGGUUAAUCUCUGAGACAGAAACAUUGACUAUAAACAUAACCCGUACAGGUCACGUCAUCUUUUUUGAGUACCGACGGUGCAGUGAUGAAACAGCGCCGGUAGACGACACCGGGGUGUGUGAGAGGACUACAUUGCCGUCCAUAAGAAGCGGGGCAGCCGGCGGUAAUGGGAAAUGAUGGAAGACAAAGGCCCUCGUGUAGCCGACUACUUUGUGGUUGCCGGUCUGACAGACCCGUCCAAGCCGUUGGACCAGGAGAUCCACUUUGAUGACGUGUGCCACAAGUCGGCCAAGCCUAAGGCGCCCAUCACUGAUGUCGCCGUGGUGAUCCGCUCCAUGGGCGAGGAGACGCCGCCUGGGUUCACCUGCGUAGAGGAGACCCCAACAGGCCAUUCAGCUGAUCUGAACAAUGGCGGCCUCAUGGUGCCCCAGAUCUUCCUCUGCUACCGGAGAGGUCGCGACAAGCCACCCCUGACUGACCUGGGCGUGCUGUACGAGUGGAAGGAGCGCCUGAAGCCGGGCUGCCAGCUGAUCCAGACCACGCCCUCAGGUCGCCCCGCCAACAUCAGCGGAAACUCCUCCCAGCGCAUCUACGUCACCUACCGCCGGGCCCCUGAGAGCCAGCCACACAGCGCGCUGGCCCUCACCGACAUCUGCAUCAUUGUCCCGAGCAAGGGGGAGACGCCCCCCCACACCUUCUGCAAGGUGGAGAAGAACCUCAACAGCAGCAUGUGGGGCUCCUCUGUCUACCUGUGUUAUAAGAAGUCUGUGGCCAAAACCAACACAAUAGCCUACAAAGCAGGUUUAUUCAGCAGAUAUCCAGAGGAGGACUAUGAGUCAUUCCCUCUGCCAGAGUCUGUCCCUCUCUUCUGCCUUCCCAUGGGGGCCACGAUUGAGUGCUGGCCAGCAAACACCAAAUACUCCCUCCCCGUGUUCUCCACCUUUGUCCUCACCGGAUCCUCUGGAGAGAAG
Notothenia coriiceps (black rockcod) is the source of this 1073-nucleotide messenger RNA. RefSeq names its product C-myc promoter-binding protein-like. The transcript has 5 exons. Lineage: Eukaryota; Metazoa; Chordata; Actinopteri; Perciformes; Nototheniidae. The annotation marks the transcript as partial. Gene Ontology annotation, biological process: regulation of Rab protein signal transduction. Gene Ontology annotation, cellular component: ESCRT I complex; cytoplasmic vesicle. The record is from RefSeq and is a predicted model, not a curated record.